This is a messenger RNA of Lottia gigantea (owl limpet), 372 nucleotides long. RefSeq lists its product as hypothetical. Gene Ontology annotation, biological process: intraciliary transport. Lineage: Eukaryota; Metazoa; Mollusca; Gastropoda; Lottiidae. The record is from RefSeq and is a predicted model, not a curated record. Gene Ontology annotation, cellular component: axoneme. The transcript has a single exon. The annotation marks the transcript as partial.
AACUCUGUAGCUAAACGUAUGUUAUCUGCUAGUCGUAUAAGGAUGAAUGAAUAUAGAAAUCAAAUCGAAGAGCUUAAUAUUCGAAUACGAGAACUAGCUGAGGAAAAUAAGACACUGAAAAAAAUGCAAUUCCGUCACCAAAAGGCCUUAGGUAAAUUUGAAGAACAAGAGAGCGACUUGCCUCUUCUUCUGACAAAGCAUGCCAACGAAGUGCGGACUCUACGUGAACAGAAUCGUAAAAUGAAAGAUAAAUUCAAUCAGACUGAUCGUUAUCUACGUGAUGCAGAAGAUGAAUUGGAAAAUACCAAGUCACAUUUAAAGAAAUAUAAAAAGUUAUGUAAUCAGAAAGGACUAAAAGAAAGAGAUGAAUUA